Hippoglossus stenolepis (Pacific halibut) is the source of this 874-nucleotide messenger RNA. Its product is annotated as guanylyl cyclase-activating protein 2. The record is from RefSeq and is a predicted model, not a curated record. The coding region runs from base 60 to 644 and encodes 194 amino acids. Gene Ontology annotation, biological process: visual perception. Gene Ontology annotation, cellular component: photoreceptor inner segment; cone photoreceptor outer segment. The transcript has 4 exons. Gene Ontology annotation, molecular function: calcium sensitive guanylate cyclase activator activity; calcium ion binding. NCBI's taxonomy places the organism in Eukaryota, Metazoa, Chordata, Actinopteri, Pleuronectiformes, Pleuronectidae.
CUCUCCGAGUCCGGCCACGCCAUCGCUGCAACUAUGGACGGUUGAACAGCACGUCGGCCAUGGGGCAGACGCAGCAAACAGAGAACAGUGAGGAGAUUGACGUCAAAGCACUUCAGGAUAUGUAUAAAAAGUUUGUCAUGGAGUGCCCAAGCGGACGUCUGUUUCUGCACGAGUUCAAGCGCUUCUUCGGCGUGGACCCGACGGGAGAGGCGUCCGACUAUGCUGAAAACAUGUUUCGAGCCUUUGACAAAAACGGGGACAACACCAUAGAUUUCCUCGAGUUCGUGGCAGCUCUCAAUCUGGUUUUCCGAGGCGACCUGGAGCACAAACUGCGCUGGUCGUUCAAGGUGUACGACAAAGACGGCAAUGGCCACGUGGACAGGGACGAGCUGCGGGCAAUAAUUGAUAGCAUCUACAGGAUUAAGAAAGGCUCGAGGACGGACACGAGCAGUUCUCAGCUUUCAGUGGACGAGGCUGUGGAUCGCCUGCUGCAGGCGGUCGACAGCGACGGAGACGGUCAGAUUAACAUGGAGGAGUUCAUCAGAGGUGCACAGCAGGACCCCUGGGUGCUCAACAUGCUGAAGCUGGACAUGAACCCUGCUGGAUGGGUGCUGGAGCAGAGGAGGCGGAGCGCACACUUCUGAAAUGUCACCGUGGAUCUGCCUUAAUAAGAAUAAGCCUUAAAUUCGAUCUACGAAAUGUAUUAAACUCACAACUUACAAGUAAAAUCAGGAGUCACCUUCGAUACUAUGAGUGAGAGAUGUUUUAUCAGAGCUGGCCAACGUUUGUCUUAAAUCUCAGCCAAAGAGAAAUAUACUAUCUACACAUAAGUCUUUCUUUUCAAAGUUAAAAGUAUUUGUAUUUUAAUUUUCUU